Rodentolepis nana is the source of this 534-nucleotide messenger RNA. The record is from the annotation of a GenBank genome assembly. NCBI's taxonomy places the organism in Eukaryota, Metazoa, Platyhelminthes, Cestoda, Cyclophyllidea, Hymenolepididae.
GAGACUCCUCGCCUCUAUGGUGCCUUACUCGUUGGUCAGAUCCGUUCUCAAAACCUGCACACUGUCUCUGAUUUAUGCUUGCUACACCUUCGACUUCUGUGCGCGCCAAAGCUCGAGUACGUCAUUAUCUGCAUGCUCCCUUCUAUUUUUACCGCACUUCCAAAGCCCACUAAGAAAGCCUUAAUCCGGUACCCUAGAUCCGCUCUUAACCAGAGCGAUGUGAAUGUUGAGGCGCUGUUGCUGCACAUAGCGAAUUACUGGCCAGUCUUCAUGGGCUAUGGUCUGCCUCUGGGCACCUUGGUGACUCUUAGCGGCAAUUGGUACUUUACUGGCGAUCUCCUUGUAUCCUUUCUCUACCCCAUUCUUGUAAUCGGAGCUUUUCAAAUCUCCUGGUCGAAGAUUCUGAACCCCAGGCAUCGAGUCUCCCCGUGCCUUCGUGAUCUGGCUGUGAUCUCAAUGAAACCUGCUCUCUUUAUCACAAACACCAUUGUUUCUAUUACCGCCUCUAUUGGCUUGGGUUUUAUGUUUCCCUGA